AUGACAGGUAUGGACGUCGAUAUGAUGGAAACGGAGGCAAACGCUCAGCCGCAACCGGUGGCGUUAAAUGCGGACCAGACAGAAGCUGUUCGGAAUUUGCUGAUAAUGGCUAGGCAACUCAUCGAUCAAAAUAAGCCUUCUCAGUCUCUUCAAGCGGUGGUGAUGGCAAUGAGAUUACAAGGUGGGGAUGAAGCUGUUUCUCAAGCUCUUAACCGUGCUCGAGAGCUCUACAGAAACAAAGUUCAAGCUAGUGCUGCUGCUGAUGAGCUGGCUUCGUUGUUUGCUGAAUGUGCAAUUGCAGAGGCCAUGCCAUCACAAUAUGAAUCAUCUCAGCACCAUGUUAUUGCUCAAUCCAUUGAACCAGACGUUCAGGGAACUUCUAUACUUUCUGAGAGUGGCAGGAAGCAAAUCGUGCUUGAUGCAUUCUCAGAUGGAAGCAGCUUUGUCUGCUUACAAUGUGGGGGUCUUGUUAGCAAUAAUCGCAAAGAGGAACACUGUGCAUUCUGGUGUUGCAAAAUCUGA
Messenger RNA from Fraxinus pennsylvanica, 522 nucleotides. The record is from the annotation of a GenBank genome assembly. Lineage: Eukaryota; Viridiplantae; Streptophyta; Magnoliopsida; Lamiales; Oleaceae.